AUGACAGCUGUUCACGCUGCUCUCGUAGGGUACCUGCCACAACUGGACAAAAAUGCACCUUUUAAAAGUUGCCUCAAGUUCAGUGAAACGUACGGUCCAGUGAUGACCUUGCACCUGGGCUGGCAGCGGACGGUUGUUCUGGUCGGGUACGAUGCAGUGAAGGAGGCUCUGGUGGACCAGGCGGACGACUUCAUGGGCAGAGGGCCGCUGCCGUUUCUGAUCAAAGCCACCAGGGGCUACGGUUUAGGGAUCAGUAACGGGGAGCGAUGGCGCCAGCUGGUACGUUUCACCCUGUCGACCCUCAGAGACUUUGGGAUGGGACGUAAGGGCAUGGAGGAGUGGAUGCAGGAGGAGAACCAGCACCUGAGGGGGUCGCAUAGACUCAUUCAAAGGAGACAUCGAGGGGAAACUGGGAUUGAACACAACCUGACAAAGACAGAGGGAAACACAUCAGUCCAACCGUGUGAGUCUCUGGCUCGUAUGGAGCUCUUCAUCUUCGUGGUGUCUCUGCUGCAGCGUUUCACCUUCUCCUGCGCUGACGGCCCCGACGGCAUCAACCUGGAUCCAGAGUACAGCAGCUUCACCAGCGUGCCUCGACUGUACCAGGUCAUCGCUGCACCGCGGUGA
Hippoglossus stenolepis (Pacific halibut) is the source of this 627-nucleotide messenger RNA. RefSeq names its product cytochrome P450 2A13-like. Bases 1 to 627 code for a protein of 208 amino acids. Gene Ontology annotation, cellular component: intracellular membrane-bounded organelle; cytoplasm. Gene Ontology annotation, molecular function: iron ion binding; oxidoreductase activity, acting on paired donors, with incorporation or reduction of molecular oxygen, reduced flavin or flavoprotein as one donor, and incorporation of one atom of oxygen; heme binding. Lineage: Eukaryota; Metazoa; Chordata; Actinopteri; Pleuronectiformes; Pleuronectidae. The transcript is spliced from 4 exons. The record is from RefSeq and is a predicted model, not a curated record. Gene Ontology annotation, biological process: xenobiotic metabolic process.